AUGUCUUCAGCUAUGGCCAUGAAAAAUAACACACAGGAAGGGGACAUACCCACACAGAACACUGGCGACAUCUUCAUACAUCAUUCUGAGGCGGUGUGGGAACAUCGAGAUACUUACGGACCUCCAGGAUUCAAAGGUGUCUUCACUAAUUAUUAUGCGGCGCUCUGCGCAGCGUUCGCUGCAAUUGGGGGCAUGAUCUUCGGAUAUGAUCAAGGCGUUGUUUCUAUCGUACUUGUUAUGCCCCAGUUCCUGGCGCACUUCACCAGGGUAUCGGAUACUGCGAGUGGCGCAGGGUUCUGGAAGGGUCUGUUGACAGCGAUGAUAGAGUUGGGUGCGCUGAUUGGAGCCAUAAAUCAAGGCUGGGUUGCCGACAAGAUCUCUAGGAAGUAUUCAAUUGUCGUCGCCGUAACGAUUUUUACUAUAGGUUCGGUCCUACAAACAGCGUCGAUCAGCUAUGCGAUGCUGGUUACUGCCAGACUUAUUGGUGGCAUCGGCAUUGGUAUGUUGAGCAUGGUUGCACCCUUGUACAUCUCCGAAAUCUCGCCGCCGGAGAUUCGAGGCGCGUUACUAGUCCUCGAGGAGUUGAGUAUCGUCACGGGAAUUGUUGUGGCGUUCUGGAUCACAUACGGCACAAGAUACAUCGCCGGAGAAUGGGCCUGGCGACUACCAUUCUUGCUGCAACUCGUUCCCGGUCUUGUGCUUGGAUUAGGAAUCUUGUUCCUUCCAUUCUCGCCCCGUUGGCUUGCGUCAAAGGGUAGGGAUGUAGAAGCAUUGCAGGCUCUGGCCAAAUUGAGGCAAUUGCCGACGACCGAUACCCGAAUCCAGCAAGAAUGGUUUGACAUCCGGGCUGAGGUAGCCUUUCACAAGGAAAAUAGCGCUUUGAGGCACCCGGCGCUCCAGGACCGUAGCGUGAUGAGCCGCAUAAAGCUCGAGAUCGUCUCUUGGACCGAUUGCUUCAAGCGGGGUUGCUGGCGGAGGACGCAUAUUGGAGUAGGCCUGAUGUUUUUUCAGCAAUUCGUUGGCAUCAACGCACUGAUCUACUACUCACCUACCUUGUUCAAGACCAUGGGUUUGGACUAUAGCCUCCAACUCAUCAUGUCCGGCGUCCUAAAUGUCACUCAGCUCGUGGGGGUAAUCACUAGUCUUUGGACAAUGGACAGGUUUGGACGACGGCCCCUAUUGCUCUGGGGCAGCUUUCUCAUGACGCUGUCGCAUUUGAUCAUCGCCGUUCUCGUGGGUAAGUUCUCCAGUGACUGGCCAGGCCACCGUGCAGCCGGCUGGGUUAGUGUUGCAUUUCUGUUGUUUUACAUGCUGAGCUUCGGAGCUUCAUGGGGACCAGUGCCCUGGGCAAUGCCAUCCGAGAUAUUUCCCUCCUCUCUUAGAGCAAAGGGAGUGGCAUUAGCGACGUGCUCGAACUGGCUAAACAACUUCAUCAUCGGUCUCAUCACGCCACCUCUCGUGAUCAACACUGGAUUUGGGGCUUAUACUUUCUUCGCCGUUUUCUGCUUGCUAUCACUGAUUUGGACGUUCUAUUUUGUCCCUGAGACGAGCGGCAGAACACUAGAAGCCAUGGACCACGUCUUCAAGGACAUAAUCAGCGAGCAGGAGGAAGCACGAAGAAACGCUAUAGAGAGCGAAAUUAUCGGCAGUGCGGAUUCGAUGACCCGGUAA
Messenger RNA from Letharia columbiana, 1671 nucleotides. RefSeq lists its product as uncharacterized. Gene Ontology annotation, cellular component: membrane. The record is from RefSeq and is a predicted model, not a curated record. The transcript has 6 exons. Lineage: Eukaryota; Fungi; Ascomycota; Lecanoromycetes; Lecanorales; Parmeliaceae. Gene Ontology annotation, molecular function: carbohydrate:proton symporter activity. Gene Ontology annotation, biological process: carbohydrate transport; transmembrane transport. Bases 1 to 1671 code for a protein of 556 amino acids.